ACCCUUGCAACCUGACAAAGUACAUCAGGGCACAACCUUUCUAAGAAGCUCGGUGGAACAACGCUCGUGCUUAAUCAGUUCAAUAACAAUCAGUACGUAGUAUUUUUGAGCGAGCACAUAGUCAGUGAUCAGCUACGACUAUGGCGUCGGCGCGGAUUUUCCUCAGUUUUCUUGCGUUCCUUGUGUGCUGUGCUGUCGUUUCUUGCUCUGUACAAGACCAGACGGUAGAGGGCCGGACAGACGACUGCCUCACGGUCACGUAUUGUCCGAGGACGGCCGCCGUGUGCACAGACGGGGCGCUGGUGGAAAAGGUGUUGGCGGACAUGCUGGUACGCCUGGGGAGAGCCGAGCAAGUGGCGCUGGCACAAGCAGAACUCAUAAAGAACCUCACAGAGAGAACGGCGUCCCUGGAGGCUGAACUGAGUGCGCUCAAACAGCAGUCUGUCAAUCACACCGACAAGCGGUGCUGUGCGGAACUGCAGAGUCAGCUGACACAGAGCGCCGACCUGACUUCCAAAAUCAAGGACGACCUCUGUGGCACGUCGCCAAGUCUUGGCCACAUCUUCCAAGUAACAUCACCGGCCGGCUCGUACAAGUACGACUAUGAUGAGGCAGUGCAGGCCUGCUCUGAGCAGAACGCCAGUCUCGCCUCCUACCACCAGCUGUACGAGGCGUGGCAAGACGGGCUGGAGGUGUGUUCAUGCGGCUGGCUGGCAGACAGGACCGCCAGAUAUCCCAUGCAGGCUGGCAGGCAUGGAUGUGGCGAUGGUCGAAAGAUCAACACCUGUGAGUGGGCGCCCAACACCUGGAACGCUUGGUGCUUCAAGAACCUAGACAUAUGUGACUAACAGCGAACGCACAUGGGGGUGUACACGCUCGAAUACGUACCGCGCACACAGCAUUGCACCAAAUCUCAACCAAUCAGCUUCUUGCAAAUUCGCGGGUAAUUUGACAAGCACGCUGUGAUUGGUCUACGAAAAAGACCUAUUCUACACUAUGCGUAUUCAUAUCAACCAAAUGAGCGAAAAACAUCUGAGGGUAUCUGUCCACUCUACACCAAAUUCCAGAUGUUUUGGCUCAAAAAUGAAGAAGUUGAAUUCGUUUGACGAAAUGGCAGGAGAAGAAGAUGGGGGUCAUGUGGCGUAGUGGGUAACGACCUGCCUCACUUCGCUCAGAUGAAAAUGAG
This is a messenger RNA of Branchiostoma belcheri (Belcher's lancelet), 1186 nucleotides long. RefSeq names its product aggrecan core protein-like. The transcript is spliced from 4 exons. Gene Ontology annotation, molecular function: hyaluronic acid binding. Gene Ontology annotation, biological process: cell adhesion. The record is from RefSeq and is a predicted model, not a curated record. The coding region runs from base 141 to 848 and encodes 235 amino acids. NCBI's taxonomy places the organism in Eukaryota, Metazoa, Chordata, Leptocardii, Amphioxiformes, Branchiostomatidae.